AUCAAAAUGCACAUCACUAACCUCAUCCUCCCACUAUUCCUCACCAACAUCGCCCUCGCAGGCCCCAUCGAGGAACGAGCAACCCUCGUGGAAUGCAACAGCCAACAAAAACAAAUGAUGCAAGCUGCAGUGACACACGCCGGCCAGAUGGCCCAAAAAGCCGCCGCCAGCAUCAAAGCCAACAACGUCACCUCCCUCUUCCAGGGCUUCUUCAAAACAACCGACUCAACAUCCAUGAACCAUGUCGCCAAAAUUCUCGAGGAAAUCUCCGAUGAAGCAUCCAACCAGGGAGGCGGGCUGGUGUCGUAUUCAUGCCAGCCGGAUGGGUUGCAGUGCGCGCAGGGCUCGUUCACACAGACUGGGUAUGCGGAGACGGAUGGGUUCAGAGGCGAUGUGAGGACUUGUCCGGCGUAUUUCCAGCUUCCGCAGGUGUCGGAUGAUUGUGCGACGCUGGAUCAGAGGACGUCGAGUCUGCAUGAGUUGUCGCAUACCAAGGGUGUUCUUGGGUUUGAGGUGUAUGGGCACGACGCGGUGUUGAAGUUGGAUACGCAGACUGCGUUGAAAAAUGCGGAGAGUUAUGCUUUCUUUUCAAAGUCUGUCUAUCUUGGUUGUGAUGCUUCGGCUUCUUCAUCUGGUUUGGGCUCAUGGUUUCCAUGGUAGAAACAUGGGCGACAUAUACAAUAGAGACAUGAUUUAUAGAAAAGACAUUUAGACAAGACCCAUUGAAUAUAUCCAGCAAUUUCUAGCAUUGAGCACCCCGUCCACCUCUCACUUCAACAACCAAGUCCCUCAUCAGCUCAUUUUGGCUUGUUGCACAUGGAAACGAAAAGAGGAAUCUUCACUCCACACUUGCCCGAGCAGCAAUCGUCAUGCCUAUUACACAACGAGUAAGUAGGAAAGCAUGGUCCACCA
Messenger RNA from Aspergillus wentii DTO 134E9, 912 nucleotides. Its product is annotated as putative metalloproteinase. NCBI's taxonomy places the organism in Eukaryota, Fungi, Ascomycota, Eurotiomycetes, Eurotiales, Aspergillaceae. Gene Ontology annotation, molecular function: metalloendopeptidase activity. Gene Ontology annotation, biological process: proteolysis. The record is from RefSeq and is a predicted model, not a curated record. The coding region runs from base 7 to 660 and encodes 217 amino acids. The transcript is spliced from 2 exons.